Podarcis raffonei (Aeolian wall lizard) is the source of this 4034-nucleotide messenger RNA. RefSeq names its product adenylate cyclase 1 (gene ADCY1). Gene Ontology annotation, cellular component: plasma membrane. Lineage: Eukaryota; Metazoa; Chordata; Lepidosauria; Squamata; Lacertidae. The transcript is spliced from 20 exons. Gene Ontology annotation, molecular function: adenylate cyclase activity. The record is from RefSeq and is a predicted model, not a curated record. Gene Ontology annotation, biological process: adenylate cyclase-activating G protein-coupled receptor signaling pathway; intracellular signal transduction; cAMP biosynthetic process. Bases 136 to 3651 code for a protein of 1171 amino acids.
CGCAGCUUUCCCGCGUUCGGCGAAAGGCUGCUGCCCGCCCCGCCCCGCCUCUUCCAUGAGCAGAGCGGGAGCGGCGGCGGCGGCGGCGGCCGAGGCGGCGGCCCCAGAGCCUCGCUUCUCUUCCCCGCCGGGUUUAUGAAUGGCCUGGCCAUGGAGGACCUGCCCUUUCAGAAAGCCAGGAAGGCGAGCAAGAAGAAGUGCCUCCGCCGCUGCGGCUCCUGCUGCUGCUGCUGCCGCCGCCGCUGCUCCGCAGCCUCCUCUCCUCCCGGGCCGGCGCCAGCGGCGGCUGGCGGCCAGAGCGGCGGCGGCGCCCCGGGAGCGGCGGCCGGCGGAGGGGCUCCGGCGGCGGCGGCGGCGGCGCUGCUGGACGGCGCGUCGGCGUGCGAGGACCAGUUCGCGUGCAAGGAGCUGGAGUCGCUCUUCCAGAACUACAACCUGAAGCUGGAGCAGACCUCGACGCUGAAGGCGCUGGCCGUGCUCAUCGCGCUGACGGGCAGCCUGGCGCUGCUGGAGCUGCUGUCGGCGCCCGGACUCACCAUCUCGAAGGGCUCGCACCCGGUGCACUGCAUCAUCUUCCUCUCGCUCUUCAUCGUCACCAACGUCAAGUACCUGCAGGUCACGCAGCUGCAGCAGAUCGUCAAGCUCACCUUGCUCUUCAGCUUCACCUUCGCCUUCCUCUGCUGCCCCUUCUCGCUGGGCGCGCACGGCGCCGAGCCGCCCAGCGCCCCCGAGCAGGGCAUGUGGCAGCUGCUGCUGGUCACCUUCAUCUCGUACGCGCUGCUGCCCGUCCGCACCCUCCUGGCCAUCGUCUUCGGCGUCGUCGUGGCCGCCUCGCACCUCAUCGUCGCCCUCACUUCGGCCAGCGCCAAGAGGCAGCCUCUCUGGAGGACGCUUGUGGCCAAUGCUAUCCUUUUUGUCAGUGUAAAUUUGUAUGGGGUCUUUGUGAGGAUUUUGACAGAGAGGGCACAAAGAAAGGCAUUCCUUCAGGCCAGGAACUGCAUAGAGGACAGGCUGAAGCUGGAGGAUGAAAAUGAAAAACAGGAGCGACUUCUGAUGAGUCUUUUGCCCAGGAAUGUUGCCAUGGAAAUGAAGGAAGAUUUCCUGAAGCCACCUGAAAGGAUUUUCCAUAAAAUUUACAUUCAGAGACAUGACAAUGUUAGCAUAUUGUUUGCAGACAUUGUGGGAUUCACCAGCUUGGCAUCGCAAUGCACUGCUCAAGAAUUGGUGAAGCUUCUGAAUGAACUCUUUGGGAAGUUUGAUGAAUUGGCUACCGAAAAUCAUUGCAGAAGGAUAAAAAUCUUAGGGGACUGUUACUACUGUGUGUCAGGACUGACCCAGCCCAAAACAGAUCAUGCCCACUGCUGUGUGGAAAUGGGAUUGGAUAUGAUUGACACCAUCACAUCAGUAGCUGAAGCCACUGAAGUGGAUCUCAACAUGAGGGUCGGCCUGCACACAGGAAGGGUGCUUUGUGGUGUCCUGGGCCUUCGCAAAUGGCAGUAUGAUGUUUGGUCAAAUGAUGUGACUCUGGCUAAUGUAAUGGAGGCUGGAGGCUUGCCUGGGAAAGUGCAUAUUACAAAGACCACCUUAGAGUGCCUGAAUGGGGACUACGAGGUAGAACCAGGCUAUGGCCAUGAAAGGAACAGUUUUUUGAAGAAGCAUAAUAUUGAGACCUUUUUCAUUGUGCCAUCUCACCGGAGGAAGAUAUUUCCUGGUCUCAUUCUCUCUGACAUAAAGCCUGCCAAAAGAAUGAAGUUCAAGACUGUAUGUUAUCUGCUGGUUCAACUUAUGCAUUGUCGUAAAAUGUUCAAAGCUGAGAUCCCUUUCUCCAAUGUGAUGACUUGUGAAGACGACGACAAGAGGAGGGCAUUGAGGACAGCAUCAGAAAAACUCAGGAACCGUUCCUCUUUUUCUACAAAUGUUGUGUACAACACUCCUGGAACUCGAGUGAAUCGAUACAUUGGCCGUUUAAUAGAGGCCCGGCAAACUGAGUCGGAGAUGGCAGACCUACAUUUUUUCACCCUGAGGUACAAACAGAUUGAGCGCGAGCAAAAAUAUCACCAGCUUCAGGAUGAAUAUUUCACCAGUGCUGUCGUCUUGUCACUGAUUCUAGCUGCCUUAUUUGGCCUUGUCUACCUUUUAAUAAUCCCACAGAGUACCAUCGUGCUUGUCCUUCUGGUGUUCUGCAUAUGCUUCCUGGUGGCAUGUAUCAUGUACCUGCAUGUCACCCGAGUACAAUGUUUUCCAGGGUGCCUGACAAUACAAAUUCGAACGAUUUUAUGUGUUUUUAUUGUAAUAUUAAUUUAUUCAGUGGCACAAGGCUGUGUGGUUGGAUGUAUGCCUUGGGUUUGGAGUACUAAUUCCAGCAGCUCCAUAGUUAUCAUUUCUUUGGGUGGGACAAAUAAGACAAUGAGUGAACUUCCAUGCGAUGCAGCCCAUUAUGCAUUUCUCUCCUGCGUUGUGGGGACUCUGACCCUGGCAAUAUUUCUACGCGUAUCUUCCUUGCCAAAAAUGAUCCUCCUGCUUUUUGUUACAAUUUUGUACAUAGUCAUUUUGGAACUCAGCGGAUACAGAAAAGCGGUGGGGGGUGGCUCUUUUUAUAUUCGUGGCUAUGAACCCAUCUUGGCCAUCUUGCUGUUUUCCUGUGCUUUGGCACUUCAUUCCAGGCAGGUGGAUUUGAAGCUACGUCUCGACUACCUCUGGGCCAUGCAGGCAGAAGAAGAGAGAGAUGAUAUGGAAAGAGUGAAACUGGAUAACAAAAGAAUUCUCUUCAAUCUUUUGCCAGCACAUGUUGCACAGCAUUUUCUCAUGUCUAAUCCAAGGAACAUGGACCUGUAUUACCAGUCCUAUUCACAAGUGGGAGUGAUGUUUGCUUCCAUCCCAAAUUUCAACGAUUUUUACAUUGAACUGGAUGGCAAUAACAUGGGAGUUGAAUGUUUACGCCUCUUAAAUGAAAUUAUUGCAGAUUUUGAUGAGCUUAUGGACAAAGAAUAUUAUAAAGACAUUGAAAAAAUCAAGACGAUUGGCAGCACAUACAUGGCAGCCGUGGGACUUGUACCAACUACUGGCACCAAGGCAAAGAAAUCAAUUUAUUCCCAUCUCAGUACACUGGCUGAUUUUGCAAUAGAAAUGUUUGAUGUUCUUGAUGAAAUCAACUAUCAGUCUUACAAUGACUUCGUUCUUCGGGUUGGUAUUAACGUGGGCCCUGUAGUGGCUGGGGUCAUUGGUGCUAGAAGGCCGCAGUAUGAUAUCUGGGGUAACACUGUAAAUGUUGCCAGUAGAAUGGAUAGUACUGGAGUGCAAGGUAAAAUUCAGGUUACAGAAGAAGUCCAGAGGAUACUGAGGAGGUGCAGUUAUGACUUUGUAUGUCGGGGUAAAGUCAGUGUCAAAGGCAAAGGUGAAAUGCUGACCUAUUUCCUAGAAGGAAAGGCCAAUGGAAGCAAUUCGCUAACGCGGUCAUUAAACUUAGAGCGGAAAAUGUACCCUUAUGGGCGAGCAAACAUUCAGACUAAACUGGGCACCAGUUGCCCAUCUAUGUCCUCAUCUCCCAGCCUUUCAGCAAAUGCCGUUGCUGGGACACUUCAAGCCCCAUCCACCCACACCAAUCUGACGCUGCACUAUCUUCCCUCUGUGCCAGCCAUAAAAGAGGCAUGAGAACCAUGAAGAUUUUGGCUGGGCCAUUGCAGUGAUCGCAGAGAGCAGAGGUCACCUGGAUUUUCACAAGGAAGCUGAAGACUACAGGAUUUGGUGUCAACUAAGAUGUCUACAAUCCAACCAAAGAGAACCUGGGAACACCGUAUAUGAAUUUGUGGAUCAAAUAAGGGCUAGCAAUUCUGUUAAGAAAAGUCUACUGCUGAUUUUCUGAAGAAAAGGAAAAUUUUAUCAGCAAAUCUAAAGGGUAAAUGAAUUAACAGAAAAAGUCAUGGUGAGACUGGCUGUGUGUGUGUGUGUGUGUGUGUGUGAGAGAGAGAGAGAGAGAGAGAGAGAGAGAGAGAAAGAAAGAAAGAAAGAAAGAAAGAAAGAAAGAAAGAAAGAAA